Nerophis lumbriciformis (worm pipefish) is the source of this 3228-nucleotide messenger RNA. The record is from RefSeq and is a predicted model, not a curated record. NCBI's taxonomy places the organism in Eukaryota, Metazoa, Chordata, Actinopteri, Syngnathiformes, Syngnathidae.
AUGAGUUCAGAGAAAAAUAACAAAAUGGAGGACGAGGCCGUUCUUGACCGAGGAGCUUCUUGCGUCAAGCACGUGUGCGACGAAGAGGAAGUAGAAGGUCACCAUACAGUGUAUAUCGGCGUCCAUGUACCUAAAAGCUACCACCGGCGCAGACGCCACCGCCGCAAGUCCAGCCACAAAGAGCGACGGGAACGCCCCGAGCACAGCGGCGAGGGAUACAAGUCAGAUGGUGAAAAUGUGGACGACACCAGCUCCAGUCUCCUCAAGCCGCUCAUUUCCCCGGCGGAGAGGAUCCGCUUCAUCCUGGGCGAGGAAGACGAUGGCCCCCCUCCCCCUCAGCUCUUCACCGAGCUGGACGAGCUGCUCGCCGUCGACGGCCAGGAAAUGGAGUGGAAGGAGACCGCCAGGUGGAUCAAGUUUGAGGAGAAGGUGGAAAAGGGCGGCGAGCGCUGGAGCAAGCCCCACGUAGCCACGCUGUCGCUGCACAGCUUGAUGGAGCUCAAGACGUGUAUCGAGAAAGGCACCAUCAUGCUGGAUCUGGAGGCUUCCACGCUGCCGCAAGUCGUCGAAAUGGUGACCGACAGCCAGAUUGAAAGCGGCCAGUUGAAGGCAGAUCUGAAAGAGAGGGUCAUGUACACGCUGCUACGCAAGCAUCGCCACCAGACUAAGAAGUCGAACUUGCGCUCGCUUGCCGAUAUUGGCAAAAGCGUCUCCAGCGCGAGCAGACUGUUUUCCAGCCAGGAGAAUGGCAGUCCCACCACAGCACAUCGCACCCUUACCUCCAACAGCCUGAGUGACUUCUCAGACAAACCGGAGAAGGAUCAGCUGAAAAAUAAGUUUAUGAAGAAGCUUCCCCGGGACGCCGAGGCGUCCAACGUGCUGGUGGGAGAGGUGGACUUCCUGGAGAGCCCGUUUGUGGCGUUCGUCCGCCUGCAGCACGCUGUCAUGCUAGGAGCGCUUACAGAGGUCCCAGUUCCUACCAGGUUCCUGUUUGUGCUGCUGGGUCCCAGAGGAAAAGCAAAGUCUUACCACGAGAUCGGAAGAGCCAUCGCGACCCUGAUGUCUGAUGAGGUGUUCCACGACAUCGCCUACAAGGCCAAGGACCGGCAGGACCUGCUGGCCGGUAUCGAGGAGUUCCUAGACGAAGUCAUUGUGCUGCCCCCUGGCGAAUGGGAUCCCGACAUCAGGAUAGAACCGCCUAAGUCGCUGCCAUCUUCUGACAAGAGAAAGAACCAAUAUGCCGGCUUGGAGCCCCCGCCCAUGAACGGCGACGCCCCUCACGACGCGGGGCAAGGCGGGGGCGGAGGUCACCAGGUCGGCGAGGAGCUGCAGUGCACCAGAAGGUUCUGCGGAGGUUUGGUGCUGGACGUCAAGCGGAAGCUGCCGUUCUACGCCAGCGAUUUCUACGACGCCUUGCACAUCCAGUCGCUGUCCACCAUCCUGUUCAUCUACCUGGGCACCGUCACGAAUGCCAUCACCUUUGGGGGGCUGCUGGGGGACGCCACUAACAACAUGCAGGGCGUGUUGGAGAGUUUCCUGGGCACGGCUCUGACGGGCUCCGUGUUCUGCCUGCUGGCGGGUCAGCCGCUCACCAUCCUCAGCAGCACCGGACCCGUUCUGGUCUUCGAGAGGCUUCUCUUCAACUUCAGCAAGGACAACGGUUUGGACUACCUGGAGUUCCGCCUGUGGAUCGGCUUGUGGUCGGGCGUGUUCUGCCUGAUGCUGGUGGCCACCGACGCCAGCUUCCUGGUGCAGUACUUCACGCGUUUCACGGAGGAAGGCUUCUCGGCGCUCAUCAGCUUCAUCUUCAUCUACGACGCCUUCAAGAAGAUGAUCAAGCUGGCGCACCACAACCCCAUCCACGCGCACUACAGCCCCGAACUGGUCACGCAGUAUGACUGCAGCUGCGAGCCCGGCAACAACACCGACCUUCAUGACGUCGCCGCCUGGACAAACAGUUCCGACCUGUCGGAGAACGCCACUUGGGCGUCCCUGAGCCGUAGCCAGUGCGUCACGUACGGCGGGCGCCUGGUUGGCGAGGCCUGCCGCUACGUGCCUGACAUCACCCUCAUGUCCUUCAUCUUGUUCUUCGGGACCUACACCUGCUCCAUGGCGCUCAAGAAGUUCAAGACUAGUCGCUUUUUUCCCACCAAAGUGAGGAAGCUGAUCAGCGACUUUGCCAUCAUCCUGGCCAUCCUUCUCUUCUGUGGCGUGGACGCUCUGGUGGGCGUGGACACUCCCAAGCUCAUAGUGCCAAGCGAAUUCAAGCCCACUAGUCCAGAACGAGGCUGGUUCAUCCCCCCCGUGGGGGGAAAUCCCUGGUGGGUGUACCUGGCCUCCGCCCUCCCCGCCCUGCUGGUCACCAUCCUGAUCUUCAUGGACCAGCAGAUCACGGCCGUCAUCGUCAACAGGAAGGAGCACAAACUGAAGAAAGGCGCAGGGUACCACUUGGACCUGUUCUGGGUGGCGGUGCUGAUGAUGGUGUGCUCCUUCAUGGGCCUCCCCUGGUACGUGGCCGCCACCGUCAUCUCCAUCGCGCACAUCGACUCGCUCAAGAUGGAGACUGAGACCUCAGCGCCUGGGGAACAACCAAAGUUCCUCGGCGUCAGGGAGCAAAGAGUCACCGGCAUCAUCGUUUUCAUCCUGACCGGACUGUCCGUCUUAAUGGCUCCUGUCCUCAAGUUUAUUCCCAUGCCCGUGCUGUACGGCGUCUUCCUCUACAUGGGCGUGGCUUCCCUCAAUGGCGUCCAGUUCAUGGAUCGUCUGCAACUGCUGCUGAUGCCAGCCAAGCACCAGCCAGACCUCAUCUACCUUCGCCACGUGCCUCAGCGGCGCAUCCACCUGUUUACCUUCAUCCAGGCAUUAUGCCUGGCCCUCCUCUGGGUGCUCAAGUCCACGGUGGCCGCCAUCAUCUUCCCCGUCAUGAUCUUGGCGCUGGUGGCGGUGCGCAAGGCCAUGGACUACCUAUUCUCCCAGCACGACCUGAGCUACCUGGACGACGUCAUCCCAGAGAAGGACAAGAAAAAGAAGGAGGACGAGAAGAAGAAGAAACACAAGAAGAAAGGCAGCAUCGAUUCUGAAAACGACUUUUCUGAAUAUCCCUACCAUGCCAAUAUUCCCACUAUAAAAAUCUCAAUGGAUAUGAUGGAGCAGGAGCCCAUGUUGGGGCAGAAGUCUUUGGCCAGAGACACAUCGCAGACUUUCCUUAAUCCCCAUUCGCCGUGCUGA